AUGGACAGUUUACCGGCGGGGUUUGACAAGGAUUUGUUAAAGGCGGCUCUGGCAUCGCUACGCGAUGAGGACACUAGUGGCAGCGGGGGCGGGGGGAUGGAAUUGACGGACGACUUGGUCUCGCGCGUAGGGCAGCGUUUGCAGCACCUGCAGGCCCUCGCCGCCGCGCGGGCGCCGCCCAAGUCCCCCGCACUUGCGCCCAACUCCCCCGCAGUUGCGCCCAAUUCCCCCGCUGUAGCUGCGCCUGACGGUGAAGGGGGGAGUGUGCUGGGUUCUCCCGCCGUACAGGCGGGAGAACCUCAAAGAGAAGCCCAGGGGGAGCAGGCGGAACACGGCCGCAGCGAGUUGGGCGCAGAUGGCGCAGGGGAUAAUGCUGGAGACACGGGACAUGUAUCGCAAACGGGGCAUGCUAUAGCGGACACUGGGCAAAAGGACCAUGAGGGGGCGGAUGGUGGGGCGGGAGCGGGGACAUCCGGCGAAGGCGCGUGUGGCGGAGAUAAGGAGGCAGGCGGAGCGGAGCAGACAGGACAGGAGGGCGGGAAUGGGGCAGCGCUCCCGACCGAGGGGGACGCGAAUGGGGGCUUUGUCAAAAGGGCAGGGGAAGGUGAAGGGGAAGGAGCGGAGGGCGGGAUGGGCAAAAAUUCCAGUAUGCCAGUUGCGCAGGUGAACACUCCGCCAGUAGCGGGAGCGGUGGCGCACGCGGAGGAGAAUGCGGAGAAGAUUGUAUUGGCGGGAUACAGCAAUGAGCGCGACCAGCGAACCAGCGAUAACGAGCAUCAACAUGCACAGGGGCAAGCGCAUGGGCAAGGGCAUGGGCAAGCGCAUGGGCAAGGGCAUGGGCAAGCGCAUGGGCAAGGGCAAGAGCAGGGGCAAGGGCUAGGCGGAAGCCGCCAGCUGACUCCCACCCCUGGCGCGCAGGAUAUAGCGCCCGCAGCGGCGGAAAACAACAGCCCCGCGCAGGCCGCGGCGGUGCCAGCCGGUGGAGAAGCGGCAGCGGGGCGCGGAGCCGACUCUUUCGCGGAAGAGAGACCGGGGAACGGGGGGGCGGGCGGGGAAGGGUCGGAAGGGAUGGGCGGAGACGGGGGAGAUGGCGGAGAGGACGAGGAUUCUGAAGAGGGCGUGGAGAAGGAAGCGAGUCGCAUGCUGUCGUCGCAGUACCGCGGGGUGGUGCCGCAGCCGAACGGGCGGUGGGGCGCGCAGAUCUACGAGAAACACAGCCGCGUGUGGCUCGGCACGUUCAACGGCGAGGAGGACGCGGCGCGCGCGUACGACCGCGCGGCGCUCAAGUUCCGCGGGAGAGACGCGAUGACGAACUUUAGGCCCAUGCCCGAGUCGCACCCUGAGAUCUGCUUCAUCAUGUCGCAGCCCAAAGAGAAGCUGGUGGACAUGCUCCGCAAGCACACGUUUGACGAGGAGCUCGCCAACGCGAACCUCGCGGACGCCGCCUCAUCUCCGCCUGCGCCGCCCAACGCGCACGCGCUCGCGCUCCCCGCGCCUUCCCCGCAGCAAGGGCAGGGGCAGGGCGCGCUGAUGCUGCCAGCGCAGGGGCAGGCGCAGGCGCAUCACCACGACCCCCCUUACCCGGGGCAUUCCCCGCUCUCGCUUCCGCCAUCCGCGCAUCUCCACCCCGCGUCCUCCGGUUUCCCCGCCGGUUCCUCCCCCUCUGCGCCGCUCGGCCCAGGUCGGCCCGCGCAGGACGGCGCCGGGACGCCCCUCCGCAUCGUUGGCAGCGCGGGCGCUCCCGCGGGCGCGGUGAUGGGCGGCGGGCGGGAGCUGGGGUUUCCCUCUUCUGAGGCCGCGCAGUCAGGCGGAGGAGGGUUCCAUGGGGGAGGGGGAGGCGCAGGCGGGGGAGCAGGACCAGGCGGGUACGGCGGAGGGGGCGGCCAGGUGAUGGGGGCAGCCGGGGGAGGCGCAAUGGGGGGUUCGAUUGGGGGAGGCAUGGGCGGAGCGAUGGGCGGAGGCGGCGGGGGCGGGGGUGGCGGGGGGGGAGUGAGCAUGGCGGGGAAGGAGCAUCUGUUUGAGAAGGCGGUGACGCCGAGCGACGUGGGGAAGCUGAACCGGCUGGUGAUUCCCAAGCAGCACGCCGAGAGGUGUUUCCCGCUCGACCCCAACCUGCCCACGCCCGCCAUGACUCUCUCCUUUGAGGACGAGGCCGGCAAGCACUGGCGCUUCCGCUACUCGUAUUGGAACAGCAGUCAGAGCUACGUGCUGACCAAGGGGUGGAGCCGCUUCGUCAAGGAGAAGCUUCUGGUCCCGGGGGACAUCGUCUACUUCCACAGGGGCACCGCGGGGGACCUCUUUAUAGGCUUCCGCCGCCGCCCCGCGCAGGGCUUCGCGCCCUCUGCCGCCGCAUCCAGCGGGGGCGCGGGAGCCGCGCUGGGCUCCGCGGAUGGGGCGCAAGACGACCCCAUGGGGCUGCAGGGGAGGUCCUGGCGGAGGCCUUCCCCGCCCCGCCAGGCGGGCGUGGGGUAUGGGGGGUUUGGGGGAGGCGGGCAGCGGAGAGCGGACGGGGGAGGGUAUGGGCGGGACGAGGGGGAGGAUAGUAUGGAUGGGGAGGUGGGGAGUGUAGGCGGGGGCGGGGGAGGGGGCGGUGGGGAGCAGGGGAAGCUGGGCGCGAGCAAUCUCGCGGCGCUGACUGCAGCGAAGCUUCCUGCGUCGCUUCUUGCACAGCUAGGCCCGUCGGGCGUGGCGCAGCUGGCGUCACUGCUGACGUCAGUGACAGUCCCGGGGGUGGUGAAGGGAUCAGUACAAGAGCAGUUGGUGAAUGCUGCAGUGGCUAAGGGUUUAGCGGCGGGGCUGUCGAGGGACCAGAUCGUGUCGUCCAUUGCCGCCCUGCUCGCGCAGCAGCAGGCCAUGCGCAACUCCUCCUCCGCUACAGACAAAGCCGGUGAUGCGCAUGGCGGGUCGCAUGGGGACGGCGGUGUGGGCGGCACGGGGGGGAUGGGCGCGCCGUCGUUGCUGGUAGCGCCUGGAGCAGGGGGGGCGGGAGGGCCAGGGGGAGGAAUGGGGGGAAUGGGGGCCAUGAAUUCAGACGGUCUCGGACAAGAGGCAGCAUGGGAUCAGGGCGGUCCCUCCCAGCCUCCCCCUUCCCUCCACCCCCCCCUCUUCCACAUGCCGCAGUCACUACCUCCCCUGGGUGGCACCCGCCCGGGGGGGUACGGAGGGGCAGGGGGGCUGGCGGGGAGGAAGCGGGCAGCGCCGGAGGAUUCAGCAGAGCCGUCGGGGAGUCGGGGGGACGUGGGGGACGGGGGCGCGGACGAUGGCGCGUCUAUGGCGUCUGGCAUGGGCGGGGGGAAGCGCAUGGCGUCCCUUGCUGCUGCCAGUGCGGCUGCUGGCGGGGGUGGCGGAGGUGGUGGGGGCGGGGGUUUUGGGGGAGGUGGUGGAGGGCUGGGGGGGUUGAUGGGUGCGCGAGUGAGUGGGCUUGGUGAUGUUGGUAGGGAGUCUCCUGGCGGGUCCCCUUUCUACCAGCACCAGCAGCAGCACCAGCAGCAGCACCAGCAGCAGCACAACCAGCAGAACCAGCAGAUGCCUCAGAUGCAGCAGCAGUCACGGGGAGGGUUCAUGGGAGCAGGCAGCAUGGGAGCAGCAGGUGGUGUGGCGGGUGGAGCAGCAGCAGGCGGUGCAGGGACAGCAGGAGGUGGUGGUGGCGGUGGUGGGGGCAGAGGGGGCUCGCCCCCCUCCAGCCUGGGCCCUGAGCGCUCAGGCAACUCCUCCCCCGGUGCUGCAGGCGCGGGCAUGAUGGGGGGCGCGGGGGAUGGCGCAGGGGGAUUCGGAGGUGGAUUGGGGGGGCUGUCAGGAUCAGCAGACGCAGCAGGCUUGGGAGCAGGGAGCAUGGCGGAUAACGCAGGGGGAGCGGGCGCACGGGGUGGAGCGGCAGGGGGAGGGGGAGGCGGGGGAGCCGGAGGCGCUGGGGGAGAGGAGAGCUUGAGAGUGAAGUGCUUUGUAGAGGGGUCACCGUUCGGUGUGUCGGUGGAUCUGAGUCGGUUCCAGUCGACGCAGGAGCUGAGGGAGGCGCUGCUGUCGGUGACAGAGGGGUCGUCCGUGGUGUACCAGGACCACCCUUUCGUCACCAUGUCGGAGCUCGAGAUUAGAUUCAAGAAGGCCGCGUACCUGAUCCGCAACGGCCCGCCGAAUCCCAAGGCGACGACCGAGGAGAAGCUCAAGUACUACUCCUUCUUCAAGCAGGCCACGGAGGGCGACGUGAAGGGAUCCCAGCCGCUGUUCAUCCAAUUCGAGGCGCGGCAGAAGUGGGACGCGUGGAACGCGAUUAAGGGCAUGUCGGCGGAGGAGGCGAUGCAGAAAUACAUUGAUAUCCUCGCCGCUGAUGACCCCAACUGGGAGUCGCACCCCGUGCUCGCUGACUUCAAGCCCGAGUAA
This is a messenger RNA of Closterium sp. Naga37s-1, 4377 nucleotides long. The record is from the annotation of a GenBank genome assembly. NCBI's taxonomy places the organism in Eukaryota, Viridiplantae, Streptophyta, Zygnematophyceae, Desmidiales, Closteriaceae.